Messenger RNA from Ichthyophthirius multifiliis, 1440 nucleotides. Its product is annotated as major facilitator superfamily protein, putative. Gene Ontology annotation, biological process: transmembrane transport. NCBI's taxonomy places the organism in Eukaryota, Ciliophora, Oligohymenophorea, Hymenostomatida. Gene Ontology annotation, cellular component: membrane. The transcript is spliced from 2 exons. Gene Ontology annotation, molecular function: transmembrane transporter activity. The record is from RefSeq and is a predicted model, not a curated record.
AUGGCAGAACCCAAACAAGAAUUAGAAUAAAGUUUUUUCCAAAAAGAAGAAAACAUAAAUGAAAGUGACCUCGAAAGAAUCGAAGAAAAUGCCGAAAAAAAUUUCAGGGUUUAUAGAUACAGAUAUUUUAACUUAUUCAUAUAUGUUCUCGGAAUGAUUCAAAUAUCCAUUAUGUAAACUUCUUUUUCCCCAUAAGCAGCUGAAUUAAUCUAAGUAUAUAAAAAAUCUACCCUUAUAUAUAAUUUCACAAGCUUAAUCCAUAUGAUAGUUCAUGUCCCAAUGUCUUUUCCAGCUAACUAUAUAGUUGAAAAGUAUGGAACUAAAGUAGGAAACACAAUAGGCUGUAUAUUUGCAUUAAUAGCCUGUUGGAUUAAAUGCUUUGUUAAUUAUAGUUUUAAUUAUGCAAUUUUAGGUUAAUUUUUUGUAGGUUGUGCAAAUCCAUUUAUUAUUAAUGCAAUUAGCAAAAUUUCAUCAAAUUGGUUCUAUCCAGCCCAAAGAGCAUUUAUAACUGGUAUUUUGAGUUUUUUUUCUACAGUUUCUGGUAUAAUAGGCUUAUUGAUUCCUGGAAUUUACUUUUCUUCAUACACUACAAAUAAUGACGACCCAUAAUAUACUAAAGGAAAAAAACUAACUUUUGAUUUAUUACUUUUCUAAGCUAUUAUAGUCUCUCUUUUUGCAAUUGUUAAUUUAAUUUUUUAUAAAGAUAAGCCUUUGACUCCUCCUAGUUAUUCAUCUAAAGUUUAACGUGAGGAAUUUGGCGACUCAUUAAAAUUCUUAAUUAAAAAUAAAACCUAUUUACUUAUAACCCUCUGUUUUUCCUUAAUAUAUGGCUCCUUUAUUGACUUUGCAGUCAUUCUUGGUUAAGUAAUAAGUCCAUAUGGAUUCGGAACUACUGAAACGACUAUAUCUAGUAUAAUAUGCGUCGCAUCAGGUAUCUUGGGUUCAGUAGUACUUUUAAGGCUUCUCAAAAAAACAUUUUAAUAUAAAAGACUUGCAAUUCUAUGUAUUAUAUCCAGUACUCUGAGUAUUAUUUUAUUCGCUUUUAUGCUUCAAACUGAAUUAUUUGCUCUAGUAUUGAUUCCUUGCAUAGUUUUAGGAUUCUUUAUAAUUCCAAUAAUUCCUAUAAUGCUCGAAUUGGCAAAUGAAGUAUGCUUCCCUGUAGGAGAAGCUAUUGUUUCGGGAUUUUUAUAUAGUAUUUCUCAUGUGAUUGGGUUUGUAUUAGGGAGCGGUUUUAGUUUAAUUAUUGAAAGCGGAAGUGAUAAAAAAUCAGGAGCUUUUUGGUGCAUAUGUACUUUUGGAUGUGUAUUUACUGUAGGAUUAUUCAGUGUAUUUUUAAUGAAAUAAACUCUUAAUAGAACUAAUGCAGAAAGAAUAUAGGAAUAGGAAAGAAACAAAUUAUCUACAGAAGAUUUUUAUGAAGAAAAUAAUGUUAAUAACUGA